AUUGAUUGUAAAGAUUUUCUCUUUGGAAUUAAUUGUUCAGAACCUUGGUGAAAUAUUAACAAAAAUGUCUUUAAAUAAUUAUUAAAAAUGAGAAUUGUAUAAUUUGUGGAUAAUAAUACAAAAGGCAUUUAUAAUUUGUUAAAUAAUGGCAAAUUGUAAAUGAAGAUACUAAAAAUAUAAAGCUUACUUGUGAGAAAAAUAUGCGUUCAUGCAUAAAAGUGAGCAAACCUCUUAAUGUUAUCUACGGAUAUUAAACUGUUUGUUGAAAAUUAAAAAUAAUAAAAAAUCCUGGGAUUUUGUAACGGAGAACAACAAGGAUGGAAAACGAAAAGAAUGUUAGUCAAAUUGCUAAGGAUAGCCAUCAAGCAACUACAGCUGUGGCUAAUGUAUCACCCAGAAUUACUAUUACAAAAACAACUCUAUUGACACCUUCACAAAAAAUACAACAGCAGCUACAAAAAUCUCAGUCAACUCCUCCAAAACCAUUGUACACAACUUUGAGUGCUAAGCAGACACCAGCAAAAAGUUUAGGCAAAGUUGUUAUCAGCAAAGGGUUGAAAGGGAUGGGGAUAAUAAAACCGAUAAGUAAGCCUAAUUUAACCGGCAUCAACUAUAACGUUGCAGUUGUGGCAGCAAAACGGCCACAAUUGACUAUAGUAGCUACAAAUCCAGCUAACAAAGGGUCAACAACAACAAACACCAACAAGAACAAUGAGGCUAUAAGCAGUUCGUCUCUCUCCACUGAAAGUUCGGCAGAAAGUAAUAAGAUCGAACACAGCUAUACACGUGAUGCUGGCAGACCAACUACAGAGCUAACAAAUACUUUAAAUGCUGCUCGGACAAUAUUAGUAAGACGGCCUCCACCAUGUCUCAGUUACCAUUUACAUCCCUUGGAGGAGCAAGAUUUGUCGGAUAUAAAUCAGGCACCUAUACCCUCCUACAAUGAAAUAUUAGCCAAGGAAUCGUCUAAUGAGUGCGCUCGAAUAGCAAAAUAUGUAAAAAAUGCUCACUCCGAUGAUGACGAUUGGGAAACAAAAAUUAAUCAAAUUGGUUGGUCUAACAUGCAGAAGUCUUUAUUUGUGAAAGUAGUACAAAUUUUGGACCACGAUCAAUUGGGCAGGCUGUCCAAUAUGGGCAGGCCUAAUGAGCCCAUGCAGAGACGGGUAGUAGUAGACAAGUCGGCAGCAAGAAUGCGCAAAGCUCUGGCCUCGAUAUCUUGGGAUACACGCCUCACACAAUGGCUGCACUCACUGCUAAUGGAGGCAUUGCCUUCCACUUAUAUGGCUUCGUAUUUAGAUAUUUUACAAACGCUGAAAUCGAAACUGCCCUCUCUUAUUGAUAAAGUUUUAUUUGGACGCCCAAUGAAUGUCAGUCAGGAACUGUUAGCUCCUGUAAUGAAGAAAAAGUGGGAACCCCAUAUAGCAACAAAAAGUCGGAAAUUAGCACACAAUGCUGUCAUAGUGGCCCUGCCGUCAAUGCCCACCAGUGGCCCUGUGCCAAAUCGUUUGCAAAAAUGGUAUCAACAUUUAGCAACUAUAACACAGAUUGUACAAGUUACUCUUCCCAUGACAAGCGGUCAUAUUUCACGCCAAUCAUUAGAGCAGGUGGCUGAACAAAUCGUUUCAUUGACGCGAGUGAAAAUACAAGAAUUACGGAAUGAAAAUCCCGCCCGCAGUAUAAUAUUAAUUGGAUUUAAUGCUGGCGCUUCUUUAGCACUGCAAGUAGCUAUGUCCGAAAAUGUCGCUUGUGUAGUAUGUAUGGGUUUCGCCUAUAACACAUACAACGGCGUGCGUGGAGCUCCGGAUGAUCGCAUAUUAGACAUUAAGAUUCCUAUAUUGUUCGUUAUAGGGCAAAAUUCUGCCCGGACAAGUUCCGAGGAGAUUGAGUCCUUACGUGAAAAAAUGCAAUCUGAGUCUUCUCUAGUGGUGGUUGGAAGUGCUGAUGAUGUUCUCCGUGUUCCAAAAAGCAGGCGCAAAAUUGAAAAUGUAACUCAAUCGAUGGUCGAUACAAUGGUAGCGGAUGAAGUAUAUGAUUUUAUUAAGAAAAUUUUAACAAAUCCUCCAGGACCUCGUACACCUGUCAAUUUAAACGUUACUUCGUAUGCUAAACAACAAAAGGCUUCGAUGGGUGAUAAACAAACAGUCCAACAACGAAAACGUAAACAUGAAGCUAACGGAGGAGAUCAGGAAGUUGUAGGUCCCAAAGUAAAGUACGUUGGUCAAAUCGGUCGUCCUCGUACUAGGCCCUUACCAAAUAUUAAUAACAAUAAUCAAUCGCAGCAUAGCGCUUCUUCAAAUAAAAUACAACAAGUAAGUAAUAUAUCCAAUAGACAACCGAUCAUAUUGGGUAAAAGUCAAAUGAAACCGCAACAAAAGUCAAAUCUAAGUAAUGACGACUUAAAUAUGGCUAUUGAGUCUAUUAUGGCGGAUUCAAGUAAUGAGGGGGAUGCUGGCUUAUUGUUAAAUCACAACUCGACCAAUGGCGCAGAUACUACGCAUAAAAAGCUAAUAAACAACUUCGAACUUGUACCUCAAACAACAAAAGGCACACCUAUUAAGGCUACGUUAUUGAAUGCACAACCCAAGCAACUGAUAAUAGGUGGUACUGGAACUGGUACACCGACAGUUGGUACAAAGAUUAAAAUGAUUCCGGCUAAUCAAAUUGUACAAUUGAAAAGCUCACCCCGCCAAAGUCCGUCCAAAAUUUAUACAAUUAAGACGGCUACCAUGUUAGGCCAAAAACAAAUGGAAUCUGGAGGCAGCAGCACGAGAAUAGGAAGUAUUGUGGCUACGCCCCCCAAUAAUUCGAGCAACACAGGUCAACAUAUUUUCACUCUCAAAACACCUAGUGGUCAGACGACGCAGUUUGCUACAGCCGUGGGGGGACAGACUAAAUACACAGUGGUCAAAAAUGUGGCAAGUGGUACUACUUUGCAUUUGAAUGCACCGGCAAAGCAAGUUAUUCCUGUAGGACCUGCAACAAACACGUCUACUAGUAGUAGCACGACAACGACGAGUAAUGUUGACAUCUCCAAUAUCAUCGACAUGCCCAUAUUGUUUGCGGAUAGUGAAGGCAAUAUUUCUGAAGAAGUUAGCAAUUCUACUACCGGAAGCGCGGGAUUAGGCAAUGAGACGACUACAAGAUCAGUUUCUUCUUCCGGUGUAGGAAAAUUGAUUAUUAGUCAAAAAAUCAUUAAAGAAGCUAAUGCCACAUCGAGCACUUCAGUAUCACCGUCAACGAAUACUCCUUUUGUUCUUAAUAAACCGGGGACAAUAAUACAACCUCAGUUGAAUCACAAAGCCAGUAACGUAGUAUUUAUUAACAGAAAUACUAUGAAACCUUGCACGAGUAUUUUAUCGCGGCAAAUACCGAAAUAUACCAAAGUAGUAGUAAAUCCUAAGACAUCUGUCGCCACUCUAGUUCCAAGACCAGGUGCACAAAUUUCUCCAAUUACCGGCAGCUCAGGUGUCCAGCAAAUUAGCUUGAAGACACUGAGCGCUGUUACUACAGCUGGAACGUCCUCGUCUACUACCCCGAGUCGACCCAUAUUAAAUGUAAGUGUACCACACAUACAAAUAAUCAAAAAUGGUACGGGCUCAGUAUUAUCAACGGAUAAGCAGCAAGUUCGCAACAUCGUGGUAAAGCCAGGGGGAAUAAAGCAGCUGCCUGCCCAUCUCGAAACUCAGAUGUUAAAUCGUAAUCUUACCGUACGAAAAUUAGUUAGCGUCGUUCCCGUUAGUAAAUCAACGGUAACGGGUAAUGUUACAAUUUCUUCAUCUCCUACAGUGGCUCAGCCUGUUACUACGGUACCAAACUGUUGAGUCCAACGUAGAACCUAUGUUGCCUACGGCCGCAACCAGCGUUUCUAUACUCUGAAAAGCUGGCCGGGAAGUAGCUUCAGCUAUUUGUAUAAAGCGCGCUUCCGGAUCUAAAGGAUUCAUAUUACCCAAACGGUUACAACCAACCCUAUAAGAUCGCAAAUUGCACUCUUAAUUUAUGAAUUUUUGCUUUGAAAUUUUAUAUUUCUGUUAGAUUUGCAUACUUUUAAUAAGCAAUCAACAAUAAAUAUGUUACUUGACCUAAUUUUUCGUGUGCAUUUUAAGCUUU
Messenger RNA from Glossina fuscipes, 4107 nucleotides. RefSeq lists its product as uncharacterized. Lineage: Eukaryota; Metazoa; Arthropoda; Insecta; Diptera; Glossinidae. The transcript has 8 exons. The record is from RefSeq and is a predicted model, not a curated record. The coding region runs from base 318 to 3821 and encodes 1167 amino acids. Gene Ontology annotation, molecular function: hydrolase activity. Gene Ontology annotation, cellular component: NSL complex. Gene Ontology annotation, biological process: positive regulation of transcription by RNA polymerase II.